AUGAGCGAGAGCGGCGGCGGCGGCGGCGGCGGCGGCGGACUGAUCCUGACAGCAGGGGAACACGCUUCUUUUCAUCCGGGGAAGAGGCAGACUGAAUCCUCUUUGCAGAUCGCUCCGCCGUCUGCAGGCAUUGUGCCGCCGUCCCUGGAGACGCCGCCCUCGGAGGACACGCCGCCGCCUGAGGAGACGGCGCUGUCAGAGGACAUACCGCCGUCGGAGGAGACGCCGCCGUCGGAGGACACGCCGCUGUCGCAGGACACGCCACCGUCGGAGGAGAUGCCGCCGUCAGAGGAGACGGCGCUGUCGGAGGACACGCCACCAUCGGAGGACACGCCGCCGUCAGAGGAGACGGCGCUGUCGGAGGACACGCCACCAUCGGAGGAGACGCCGCCGUCAGAGGAGACGGCGCUGUCGGAGGACACGCCACCAUCGGAGGACACGCCGCCGUCAGAGGAGACGGCGCUGUCGGAGGACACGCCACCAUCGGAGGACACGCCGCCGUCAGAGGAGACGCCGUUGUCGGAGGACACGCCACCGUCAGAGGAGACGCUGCCGUCGGAGGAGACGGCACUGUCGGAGGACACGCCACCGUCGGAGGACACGCCGCCGUCGGAGGACACGCCGCCGUCGGAGGACACACCGCCGUCGGAGGACACGCCGCCGUCAGAGGAGACGCCGUUGUCGGAGGACACGCCACCGUCAGAGGAGAAGCCACCGUCGGAGGAGAUGGAGCUGUCGGAGGACACGCCACCGUCGGAGGACAUGCCGCCGUCGGAGGACACGCCACCGUCGGAGGACACGCCACCGUCGGAGGACACGCCGCUGUCGGAGGACACGCCACCGUCGGAGGACAUGCCGCCGUCGGAGGACACGCCACCGUCGGAGGACACGCCGCUGUCGGAGGACACGCCGCCGUCGGAGGACACACCGCCGUCGGAGGAGACGGCGCUGUCGGAGGACACGCCACCGUCGGAGGAGACGGCGAGACACCGCCGUCUUCUCCUCGUUCUCUGA
Salarias fasciatus (jewelled blenny) is the source of this 1014-nucleotide messenger RNA. RefSeq names its product fibrous sheath CABYR-binding protein-like. The transcript has a single exon. Lineage: Eukaryota; Metazoa; Chordata; Actinopteri; Blenniiformes; Blenniidae. The record is from RefSeq and is a predicted model, not a curated record. Bases 1 to 1014 code for a protein of 337 amino acids.